Molecule: messenger RNA, 1093 nt
Organism: Exserohilum turcica Et28A
Lineage: Eukaryota; Fungi; Ascomycota; Dothideomycetes; Pleosporales; Pleosporaceae
Exons: 4
Coding region: 26-1093 (355 amino acids)
Biological process (GO): DNA repair; DNA-templated DNA replication
Cellular component (GO): DNA replication factor C complex; nucleus; Elg1 RFC-like complex
Molecular function (GO): DNA clamp loader activity; ATP hydrolysis activity; DNA binding
Source: RefSeq, a predicted model, not a curated record
AGAAUAUUCACAAACCACCCGACCAAUGGCGCUUCUAGUAGACAAACAUCGGCCGCGCAAUCUGGAUGCGUUCAGCUACCAUCCUGAACUUUCCGAUCGCUUACGAGCUCUAGCACAAAGCGGCGAUUUCCCACAUCUCCUUGUAUACGGUCCCUCUGGCGCAGGCAAGAAGACGCGCAUUGUUGCGACGCUCAAAGAACUCUACGGCCCCGGUGUCGAAAAGAUUAAAAUCGAUGCGCGCGUCUUCCAGACCACCACGAACCGCAAACUUGAAUUCAACAUUGUCGCUUCCGUCUACCACCUCGAGAUCACGCCCUCAGAUGUCGGAAACUAUGAUCGAGUGGUGGUGCAGGACUUGCUCAAGGAGGUUGCGCAGACACAACAAGUUGACCUGAGUGCAAAACAGCGCUUCAAGGUUGUCGUGAUCAACGAGGCCGACCAUCUGACAAGAGAUGCACAGGCAGCGUUGAGGCGAACCAUGGAAAAGUACAGCCCCAACUUGCGAUUGAUCUUGCUGGCGAACUCGACAAGCAACAUCAUUGCCCCAAUCAGGAGUAGAACGCUGCUUGUGAGAGUUGCAGCACCUACAGAGACAGAGAUCUGUGAUGUGCUGAGCAAGGUGGGCAAGAAGGAGGGGUGGAAGGAUGUAGAGAGCCUACACCAAAGAAUCGCGAAAGAAAGUGGUCGUAACCUCAGGAAGGCUCUCUUGAUGUUUGAAUCAGUGCACGCGCAAAAUGAGAAAAUUACAGAUCAAACACAUAUCCCACCUCCUGACUGGGAAGCGCUCAUUGAGCAGAUCGCCCGGCAAAUCGUCGAAGAGCGGUCUCCACAACGUCUGCUUCAGGUUCGCGCCUCACUCUACGACCUCCUCUCGCAUUGUAUCGACCCUACGACCAUUGUCAAGACACUCGCAUGGAAACUCAUACCAAAGACGGAUGAUGCACUGAAGCCAGAGGUUAUCAAAUGGGCGGCUUUCUACGAGCAUAGGUGUAAGAUUGGAUCGAAACAGAUAUUUCAGAUCGAGGCAUUUGUUGCAAAGUACAUGCAGUUGUAUGAAAGAUAUGCCAUGGGCCUAGAUUUUGAUUCGGCUUAA